CCCUCAGUGAUGUGGAGAUGAGGUCUGGAGGGGAUGGGAAGGGCGUGGGUUCCCACUCUUACUCACUCGGACCAGCACCCACAGAAGGGGACAGAUUGAGGAGCUAGUUGCCAGGCCUGGUGACCACACACAGAGUAUCCUGCCGCCUGCGUCCUCAUGAUUAGUGACAAGAGCCCCCCGAGGCUGAGCAGGCCCAGUUAUGGCUCCAUUUCCAGCCUGCCUGGCCCAGCACCUCAGCCAGCGCCUUGCCGGGAGACCUACCUGAGUGAGAAGAUCCCCAUUCCCAGCGCAGACCAGGGUACAUUCAGCCUGAGGAAGCUGUGGGCGUUCACGGGGCCUGGUUUCCUCAUGAGCAUCGCUUUCCUUGACCCGGGAAACAUUGAGUCCGACCUUCAAGCUGGCGCUGUGGCUGGGUUCAAACUCCUCUGGGUGCUGCUCUGGGCGACUGUGCUAGGUUUGCUGUGCCAGCGGCUGGCUGCCCGGCUGGGCGUGGUGACAGGCAAGGACUUGGGUGAAGUCUGCCAUCUCUACUACCCCAAGGUGCCCCGCAUCCUCCUCUGGCUGACCAUUGAGCUGGCCAUUGUGGGCUCAGAUAUGCAGGAAGUCAUCGGGACGGCUAUCUCCUUCAAUCUGCUCUCCGCUGGACGCAUCCCGCUGUGGGACGGUGUACUGAUCACCAUUGUGGACACCUUCUUCUUCCUCUUCUUGGAUAACUAUGGUUUGCGCAAGCUGGAAGCUUUCUUCGGUCUCCUCAUUACCAUAAUGGCUUUGACCUUCGGCUAUGAGUAUGUGGUAGCACACCCUUCCCAGGGAGCGCUCCUUAAGGGCCUGGUGCUGCCCACCUGUCCGGGCUGUGGGCAGCCCGAGCUGCUGCAGGCAGUGGGCAUCGUCGGUGCCAUCAUCAUGCCCCAUAACAUCUACCUGCACUCAGCCUUGGUCAAGUCUAGAGAAGUAGACAGAACCCGCCGGGUGGAUGUUCGAGAAGCCAACAUGUACUUCCUGAUUGAGGCCACCAUCGCCCUAUCGGUGUCCUUCAUCAUCAACCUCUUCGUCAUGGCUGUUUUUGGUCAGGCCUUCUACCAGCAAACCAAUGAGGAAGCGUUCAACAUCUGUGCCAACAGCAGCCUCCAGAACUAUGCUAAGAUCUUCCCCAGGGACAAUAACACUGUGUCAGUGGAUAUUUAUCAAGGAGGUGUGAUCCUAGGCUGUCUCUUUGGCCCUGCGGCCCUCUACAUCUGGGCAGUAGGUCUCCUGGCAGCGGGGCAGAGUUCUACUAUGACCGGCACCUAUGCAGGACAGUUCGUGAUGGAGGGUUUCCUUAAGCUGCGGUGGUCCCGCUUCGCUCGGGUCCUUCUCACGCGCUCUUGCGCCAUCCUGCCCACUGUGUUGGUGGCUGUCUUCCGAGACCUGAAGGACCUGUCCGGCCUCAACGAUCUACUCAAUGUUCUGCAGAGUCUACUGCUGCCCUUCGCUGUACUGCCCAUUUUGACUUUCACCAGCAUGCCAGCUGUCAUGCAGGAGUUUGCCAACGGCCGGAUGAGCAAAGCCAUCACUUCGUGCAUCAUGGCGCUAGUCUGCGCCAUCAACCUGUACUUUGUGAUCAGCUACCUGCCCAGCCUCCCGCACCCUGCCUACUUUGGCCUUGUGGCUCUGUUCGCAAUAGGUUACUUGGGCCUGACUGCUUAUCUGGCCUGGACCUGUUGCAUCGCCCACGGAGCCACCUUCCUGACCCACAGCUCCCACAAGCACUUCUUAUAUGGGCUCCCUAACGAGGAGCAGGGAGGCGUGCAGGGUUCCGGGUGACCGCGGCAUCCAGCAAGCAAAGAGGCAACAGGGCAGACACAGCAGAGCAAUUGGAGGUCCCCUACUGGCUUUCUGGAUUACCGGUUUCCAGUUUGGACAAGUGCUUUACCUCGGAAUAAUGACACCAUUCUUAUCACCACAACCUAAGAGACUUAAAAAACACAGUGCCUGGGGCGAGAGAUGGCUCAGGUGUGAAGAACACUAGCCACCACCCUUUCAGAAGAUGGGGAUUCAAUUCCCAGCAUCAACGUGGUGGCUUUCAACUGAAGGUGACUCCAGUUCCCAGAACACCUCAAACAGAACUGCCACAACUCCAUUGUCUCACUCCAGCUCGUGGAAGAUGAAGGGAGGAGUCCUAAAGAGUUCUAGGUCGGGUCUCUGGAGAGACGGCUCAGCUGUUAAGAGCACCGGACUGCUCUUCCAGAGGUCCUGAGUUCAAUUCCCAGCAACCACAUGGUGGCUCACAACCAUCCAUAAUGGGAUCCCUCUUCUGGUGUGUCUGAAGACAACAACAGUGUCCUCACAUAUAUAAAAUAAAUAAAUCUUAAAAAAAAAAUCUUAAAGAGUUCUAGGUUAUCCUCCUAAAAAGUGAGUCCAAGCUGGGCAGUGAUGGUGCACGCCUUUAAUCCCAGCACUUGGGAGGCAGAGGCAGGUGGAUUUCUGAGUUCAAGGCCAGCCUGGUCUACAAAGUGAGUUCCAGAACAGCCAGGGCUACACAGAGAAACCCUGUCUCUAAAAAACCCAGUUAAUCAAUCAAUAAUAAAAUAAACUGAGUUCGAGUCCAACCUGGGCUACCUGAGAGCCUGUCUCAAGAAGGAAGUAAAAAGAAGGAAGGAAAGUGGAGGAGGAGGAGGAGGAGGAGGAGGACGAGGACGAGGAGGACGAGGAGGAGGAGGAGGAGGAGGAGGAGGAGGAGGAGGAGGACCUGACAAACUUGGGGGGAGGAAGAGUCGGACUGGAAGAAACUUAAAAAAAUAGAAAUCGUCCGAUGAACCAAAGGGUAGCUCCCCUCUGUUCCAAAGCGCUAGAAAAUCUAAACGCCAAAACCCGAACCCUCCAAAUGACUGUACGGAAACCUAUUUUCCAGAGAGUAAAACCUAGAAAGUGCUCCUUCUCUGUCAGGAGCCAGACCAUAAAGAACCCAAAAGUCUGUGCCUCAAGGCCCAAUUCAUUUGCCAUCUCCCCAGGGAACUGGGCUGACCUGACUCCCACGCUGCGCUAUUAGGGUUCCCUGUACUUCACUCUCAGCUCCCCCUAGGGGCAGGGACUCUCCCGGGCGCCCACACUCCGGCCUAGGCCCUGUCCUCCUUCAAGGGCAAGCGGGACACAGGUGAGAGGAGGGUGCUUUCUCCCAGGGCCGCAGAAGCCACCUCCGCGCCCGGGUAGGGAGUAGCGGUGUGGGCGGGGAACCCCCUCCUCCGCAGUCAGCGUCCCGGAACCCUUCGCCCUGUGUAGACCUAGCACAUUGCAGACGCUCCCUAGGCAGUUUCUAGGCUCCCCUAAGUCCCUCCUCCUGACUCCUCCGGUUCCUUGCACUGUAGCCUAGAACAGCCCAGAGCCGCACGGGGGAAGGGGUGACCGGGGAGCCUUUUCCCAGGGUAGAGCCUGGGGGAGGUUCUCUGUCUGAAAGCAGCUCCUAUUACCCGGAACCCAGCUGGGAAGGCUGUGGACUGGCCGCUCAGAGUGGGGCGCUUGUUUAUGAAAAGAAUUUCCUCUUUCUUAAAAGGGCAAUGAAAAGAGUGGGCCCAAAAGGAGUGGCUAAGGGAGAGGUCUGGGUGCCUGAGCAAGAAAGAGUACCUCCCCUCGCCUUGGUGCCUGCUGCUGGAGAAGAUGGGAUCCGAGAUAAUAAAGGGAUGCUGUGGAAUGGGGCUGGGGGACCCAGAAGGAGGGAGAAGCUGAUCGUAUGACUAGUUGUGUUUAGGACUUAGAAUUGAGCGCUGAGAAGUUCGAUGGGAUUUGGCUCUGCCAAGGACGAAGGGGCACGUUUCAAGCCGAGGGAACAGCACGUACAAGAUACAAGGCGCCCUGAGCAGCAGAGGCUCGGCUUCUGCCAGGGUUUGGCAGGGGAAGAGGGCGAGAUUUGCUACAGGACAGUCGGUAAAGGUAGGCGCCGAAGUGGACUUUUCAAUCCUGGGAUGUUCUCGAGACUGCAGGGAAUGCUGAUAGUUACAGUUGGAUCACGAACAUAAUUUAGGACUGGAGAGGUUCAUCAGCCGUUAAGAGAAGUCCCUGCUCAUGCAGGCCACCUGAAUGAGUUCAGGUGCCAGCACUCAAGGCUAACCACUGCCUCCAACUUCUGCUCCAGGCGAUGGCGCCCUCUUCUGGCCAUUGAAGGCUCCGGCAUUCAUACACAUACACAAAAAUAAAAUCAAUCUAUCUACAA
Molecule: messenger RNA, 4186 nt
Organism: Mus musculus (house mouse)
Lineage: Eukaryota; Metazoa; Chordata; Mammalia; Rodentia; Muridae
Gene: Slc11a1
Product: solute carrier family 11 (proton-coupled divalent metal ion transporters), member 1
Exons: 17
Coding region: 157-1803 (548 amino acids)
Biological process (GO): cellular detoxification of cadmium ion; intracellular iron ion homeostasis; manganese ion transmembrane transport
Cellular component (GO): tertiary granule membrane; late endosome membrane; membrane
Molecular function (GO): iron ion transmembrane transporter activity; protein homodimerization activity; manganese ion transmembrane transporter activity
Source: RefSeq, a predicted model, not a curated record